This is a messenger RNA of Protopterus annectens (West African lungfish), 1533 nucleotides long. RefSeq names its product zinc finger protein 271-like. Lineage: Eukaryota; Metazoa; Chordata; Ceratodontiformes; Protopteridae. Gene Ontology annotation, biological process: regulation of transcription by RNA polymerase II. The record is from RefSeq and is a predicted model, not a curated record. The coding region runs from base 168 to 1496 and encodes 442 amino acids. Gene Ontology annotation, molecular function: DNA-binding transcription factor activity; RNA polymerase II cis-regulatory region sequence-specific DNA binding. The transcript has a single exon.
GGAAUGUACCUGUAGAUUUCCCUGAUCUGCAGAUUCUACAGUCACCACAUGGGAAACAUCAGGAUUCUGAAUGUAACACAUUUCCCUCAGAUAAGAGGUCAUUCACAUGGCAAUACAUUUUGCAGACUGAAACCACACAGCUUAAAAGAUUGGAAAGCAGUGAGUUUAUGAAGAAAACAGAACGAGGAACGCAUCUGGAAACUUCUGCAGGAGAAAGGCAGGGCAAUUGGAUUAAUGAUGGCAGUACUUCAGUGCCCGCUAAAGAAAGGUUUUCUACUCCAUUAAUUCACAGUGAAAAAACACAAAACAAUGUACUGGCAAAGUCAUAUAAAUACACCACAUGUGAUAAAAGUUUUAGACAGAAAAGUGCUGUUAUAAUUCAUCAACAUAUCCACACUGAGCAGAAACAAUAUAAAUGUACCACAUGUGACAAGAGUUAUAACCGUAAAAACAAUCUUGUAAGUCAUCAGCGUAUCCACACUGAGAAGAAACCUUAUAAAUGUACCACGUGUGAGAAGAGUUUUAGGCACAAAAGCAGUCUGGUAAUUCAUCAGCGUAUCCACACUGGGCAAAAACCCUAUAAAUGUGCUACAUGUGAGAAGAGUUUUAGACAGCAAAGCUCUGUUAUAAGUCAUCAGCGUAUCCACACUGAGCAGACGCCAUAUAAAUGCACCACAUGUGAUAAAAGUUUUAGACAGAAAAGCACUCUUAUAAUUCAUCAGCGUAUCCACACUGAGCAGAAACCCUAUAAAUGUACCACAUGUGACAAGAGUUUUAGGCACAAAAGCACUCUGUUAGGGCAUCAGCAUAUUCACACUGAUCAGAAAUCCUAUAAAUGUACCAUGUGUGAGAAGCGUUUUAAGCAGGAACAGAGUCUGGUAAUUCAUCAAUGUAUCCACACUGGGCAAAAACCCUAUAAAUGUACCACAUGUGACAAGAGUUUUAGGUACAAAAACAAUCUGGUAAGUCAUCAGCAGAUCCACACUGAGCAGAAACCUUAUAAAUGUACCAUGUGUGAGAAGAAUUUUAGGCAGAAAAGCAGUUUGGUAGUUCAUCAACAUAUCCACACUGGGCAAAAACCCUAUAAAUGUACCAUGUGUGAGAAGAGGUUCAGAGUGAAAAGCGCUGUUGUAAGUCAUCAGCGUAUCCACACUGAGCAGACGCCAUAUAAAUGCACCACAUGUGAUAAAAGUUUUAGACAGAAAAGCACUCUUAUAAUUCAUCAGCGUAUCCACACUGAGCAGAAACCCUAUAAAUGUACCACAUGUGACAAGAGUUUUAGGCACAAAAGCACUCUGGUAAGGCAUCAGUAUAUUCACACUAAUCAGAAAUCCUAUAAAUGUACCAUGUGUGAGAAGAGUUUUAAGCACAAACAGAGUCUGGUAAAUCAUCAGUGUAUCCACUCUGGGCAAAAACCGUAUAAAUGUGCCACAUGUGACAAGAGUUUUAGGUCCAAAAACAAUCUGGUAAGGCAUCAGCGUAUCCACACCGGGUAAAAAUUAUCAGAAGCUUCAGAUAAAAAUUUGCGUUCAU